This is a messenger RNA of Plutella xylostella (diamondback moth), 789 nucleotides long. It is a transcript of the gene Rpp25, whose product is annotated as ribonuclease P protein subunit Rpp25. Gene Ontology annotation, molecular function: RNA binding. Gene Ontology annotation, biological process: tRNA 5'-leader removal. The record is from RefSeq and is a predicted model, not a curated record. Lineage: Eukaryota; Metazoa; Arthropoda; Insecta; Lepidoptera; Plutellidae. Gene Ontology annotation, cellular component: ribonuclease MRP complex.
CUUCACUCAGUUUUUGUGGAAAUUUUUAGGUUAUGUUUGUGUGAUAAACUGAUAAAUAACAAAUAAAUGGGUACACAAUUCAAAUUGAAAUAAACUAUGGAUAAUUAUUUUAAAGGUAGAAAUGUGGAAGAAGAAGUGGUACGAGACAGUAUACCUAUCAAAGAUCUACCACAAAAUUUCCUUUGGAUGCAAGUGAAAGGUGGAAGUAAAAUGAACAACCUGCUGUCCCACGCUUCUGGCAUAUUGGAAGAUAAAAGUUCAACAGCAGUCGUAUGGACCGGUGCAGGCGUUGCCAUUGCCAAGGCUAUUUCUUGUGCUGAGAUUAUCAAAAGGCAAUUUUCUAUUGAACACCAAGUUACGAAGCUCACAUACAAGAAAGUGGAAGAAUAUUGGGAACCAAAACUUGAUGGAUUGGAGACCAUAGUAGUAAAGAGGCAGAUACCCAUCAUCCAUAUUUUGUUGUCAAUGGAUCCUAUUGCAGAUACUACUCAACUAGGAUAUCAAUCAAAAAAUGGGAAGAAAUUCUGGCAAGGUACAAACAGCAGCACUGGUGCUAAGCAACAGAAUAAUUACAAAUCUAAGAAGCCGUUCAAGCACAAGUAUAAGUCCACUAAUGAAACUAAACAAUAAAUAUAGUUUUACUUAAUAUUUUUAAAACAAUUUUUUUUUUAAUAAAACUUGGUAAUGCAGUAGUCAAAAUGUUUUAAUAUUUGAGAUAAAUAUAGGUUACAUACAUGUUUACUGUAUAAAGCAUUGAUGCUAUCUUACAAUAAAGCUACUAAGUAUACA